AGCCCUGCUCAGUUCAGCUCAGACCAGCCCAGCUCAGCCGGGAGGAGGUGGCAGCGGCUGCGGCAGCAAGCGCUGCCCCGUGUCACCCGCUGCCGGCACACCCCGGCUGCGUUCCGGACCGCCGGCCGGAAUCUCAGACAGCGAGGGAAGGCGCCCGCCCCGCACUGCGCCGCUCUCCGCCCGGAAUCGCCCGGGACACCCGCCGGGACACCGACACCGGCCGCCGCCGCCGCCGCCGCGCCAUGGCGCUCGCAAGGCAAGUGCUUUGUGUUUGUGCUUUCCUGGGGCUGCCGCUCGCUCGCGCCGAGCCCAUCCGCUACUCCGUAGCCGAGGAGGCGGAAAGCGGCUCCCUGGUGGGCGAGCUGGCGGAGGACGCGGGGCUGACGCCGGCGCAGCUCUCGGCUCGCCGCGCCCGCCUGGUCUCGGAGGACGGCCGGCAGCAUUUGCGCUUCGAGCGCGCCUCCGGCCGCCUCGUCGUGGCGGGGAGGCUGGACCGGGAGGAGCUGUGCGCCCAGUCCGACACCUGCAUGCUCCCCUUCGAGCUGCUGCUCUCCAACCCCCUGCAGUUCUUUCGGGUCGAGGUGACUGUGAAGGAUAUCAAUGACCAUUCUCCCGUCUUCCCAGAGGAACGAGUCACUUUUGACAUCCUGGAAACGAGCGACGCGGGCACUCAUUUUCCCCUGGAAGUGGCUCGGGACCUCGAUAUUGGCAGCAACACGGUCCAGGCAUACAGCAUUGCUCCCAAAACCGACUAUUUCAGUGUCUCCUAUGGAAGUCGGACUAAUGGUGACAAAUAUCUUGAACUUGUUUUGGAAAAGCCACUAGACAGGGAGGAGCACACAGAGAUGGGUUUCCAUAUUAUUGCUGUGGACGGUGGCUCUCCUCCUAGAAGUGGGACCAUCGGGAUCUCUAUUAUCAUUCUAGAUGUAAAUGACAAUGCUCCCAAAUUCACGCAAGAGCGUUACAUUGGGAAGGUUCUGGAGAACACACCAGAGGGCUCUGUGGUUCUGACUGUGCUGGCAACUGAUCCGGAUGCAGGAGUUAAUGGGGACAUCACCUAUCAACUCAGCCAGGCAGUAGGCGAGAGCGACUUAGCAUUUGUGAUUGAUCCCAUAACUGGUGAAAUUAAACUCACAAAACCUCUAGACUUUGAGACAGCACACACUCACGAGCUCACAGUAAGGGCCAGAGAUGGUGGGGGGCUUUCAGCAAUCUGCAAGGUGUUGGUGGAGGUGGUGGAUGUGAAUGACAAUGCCCCAGAGCUGGUGGUCAGUUCCUUCAGCAGUCCCCUCCCCGAGAACACAGUGCCCGGCACGGUGGUUGCCCUGUUUACGGUCAGGGACCGGGAUUCUGGUGCCAACGGGAAGAUCUCCUGUGCCCUGCAGGAUCAGCUCUUCUUCUCCCUGCGGCCAGCCUAUAAGAAUUACUAUGAGCUGGUGACAGUGAGCGCGCUGGACCGCGAGGAGACGCCUCAGUACAUCCUCAGUGUGACGGCAGCAGAUGCGGGCUCGCCUCCUCUCACCACCACGCAGACCUUCACCGUGGACAUCUCCGACGUCAAUGACAAUGCCCCCGUCUUCAACCAGACCUCCUACACCAUGUACGUGCGUGAGAACAACGUCCCCACGGUGUUUGUUGGAGCCGUGAGCGCUGCAGAUGCUGACGUGGGGCUGAAUGCCAAGGUGACCUAUUCCCUGGCAGCAGAGCAAGGGCCAGAGCGGCCCUGGUGCUCCUGCAUCUCGGUCAACUCUGAGAAUGGACACGUGUUUGUGCUGCGGCCCCUGGACUACGAGCACUUGAGGCAGACCGAGGUGACGGUCAGUGCCUCUGACGCGGGCUCUCCUCCGCUCAGAGCCAACGUCACCGUCCGCCUUGUGGUGCUGGACGAGAACGACAACGCACCGCUCGUGCUCUACCCGGCCCAGGAGAGCAGCCCGGCCUCCAGUGAGCUGGUGCCCGUGUCGGCUGAGGCGGGCUACCUCAUCAGCAAAGUGGUGGCCGUCGAUGCCGACUCGGGACAGAACUCCUGGCUCUCCUACCACCUGCUCAGGGCCACCGACCCAGGCCUGUUUUCCGUGGGCCUCCAGAGCGGCGAGGUGCGUCUCAGGAGGCCCGUGACAGAGAGAGACAGCGUCAAGCAGAAGCUCCUUGUGCUGGUCAGAGACAACGGCAAGCCCCCGCUGUCAGCCACGGCAGCUCUCAGCGCUCUUCUGCUCAAGGACUUCUCCGACGUGCGCCUCCCGCACAGCAGCCCGGCCUCCGAGGAUCAGGCCGCCUCCCUGACCACCUAUUUAAUCAUUGCCUUGGUCUUUGUCUCCCUCCUCUUCCUCAUCUCCACCGCAGUGCUGGUGGCUCGCAAGGUGUGCAGGAGGAAGGAGCUGAAGGCUGGCCAUGUGCUCUAUGCUGCCGACACCUUGCAGAGCGGCCCGGCCGAUGCAGCCGCUGCAGGGACCCUGCCCCGCGCCUAUUGCUACGAGAUCAGCCUCACCACGGGCUCGGGCAACAGCGAGUUCAGAUUCCUCAAGCCCAUCCUGCCCAGCCUGCCCCCACAGCACUGCGCCGUGGGCCAGGGCCCUGAGGAGGAACAGGAUUUCCCCGGUGUCCCUGUCAGCACCGAGGACAUGGCCCCAGACAAUGCUGGCGCUCUCUCUGCAGGACAGUUCAAUGCUCUUUCCUUCAACUAGCUGGGGUCUGCACAGACUGAGGCUUCAUGGCUCUUGGGAGGAGGGGAUCCAGGCUGCACUAUAGGGUAAUGGUUCCUCAAGAUUAUAUCUCUAUUUGCAAUUGGUUUAACCAAUAUCUUGAAAAUUCUUUUCAGAAAUAAUGUCUUCACUCCAAAAAAACUAUUAAGGCAGUAAAAGAAGUCAAGGUUCUCUCAGUUAUUUACUAACUUGUUUCAGCUCUGUUACUGCCAUUUCUAACAAGCUUGAAGUGUUUGCUUACCACUCACAACUAUGCUCUUGCUUUUCUUGCUGUCUGACAAGACAGAGGAACUUUUUGUUCUGAGAUUUAGGGUGAUGUCAUUGUUGGCCAAACAAAUCAUAUCCUCACUGAAAUGCAAAAGGCACAUUUUUGUGCUUCUGCAAAGCAAGGAAGUUGGGAUUAUUGAGUCACAAUGUCAUGGAAGAACUAGGCCCUUUCUUCGCUGGGUUCUGGAUGUCUCUGUAUGAGAUGCAUUCUCUCUGUGCGUUGCUUUCUUAUUGCUAUGUUUGUCCAUGCAGACAUUGAAGAUCUGCAAAUGCUUCAGUAGUGCUGCUGUAUGAAGCAGGGAGUUGCUUCCACACUGCCAUUGCAACACAGGCAGUGCCAGCUCAGCAGGGAAGGAUGUGAUCUGGACCAUUUGAAAACAGCAGUCUUGUCUUCUUUAUCUGGCCCAGACUAAAGCAACAAAAUGCACAACAAAACCUUCCUUUGGCUUACAAGAAGGGCUUGGUUGUUCUGUCGCCUCAGGAUUGCCUUGGAAAUACAAGAGCACAAACAGUGUUAGGGGAGAUUAUACAACUGAACAGAGCUGUAACGUAACAGAAACGUGUUCACUGUCAUUGAAUGCAUUGAAGGAAAAAUCUCCAGAUAUUAAAAGACAAUUAUUGGAAGGUUAAUUAUUAGAGUCAAGACGAACUUAAAAAAAGAUGUUGCGUUUCCUCUAUUCAUUGUUGUUCUUGAAUCCCAAGGCUUCUUGAUGGGACAGGAAAGUUGUCCCCACAUGAUUUUCUGUCUUUAUGUUAGAGAAUUUGCAUUGACAUGUUUGCCCCUUCUCCUUCUAGCCACUGAAAUGUACUGAACACUAAACGGAGCCUGUUCCUGCAGAAAAGGACUGCCACCCCAUCCUGAAUAACUGGUUGUUUGAAUAAUGUCUGUGAUGCACUAAAU
Camarhynchus parvulus is the source of this 3870-nucleotide messenger RNA. Its product is annotated as protocadherin beta-15-like. Gene Ontology annotation, cellular component: plasma membrane. Gene Ontology annotation, biological process: homophilic cell-cell adhesion. The record is from RefSeq and is a predicted model, not a curated record. Gene Ontology annotation, molecular function: calcium ion binding. Lineage: Eukaryota; Metazoa; Chordata; Aves; Passeriformes; Thraupidae.